Molecule: messenger RNA, 649 nt
Organism: Diprion similis
Lineage: Eukaryota; Metazoa; Arthropoda; Insecta; Hymenoptera; Diprionidae
Gene: ND-B22
Product: NADH dehydrogenase [ubiquinone] 1 beta subcomplex subunit 9
Exons: 2
Coding region: 98-538 (146 amino acids)
Biological process (GO): mitochondrial electron transport, NADH to ubiquinone
Source: RefSeq, a predicted model, not a curated record
UCGUGCCGUGUUGUUCGUCCUCGCAGCAGACGAACAACCAGCCUUUACAUAACCGUAAUUUUGAUAAAUACAAGUUUUUGGCUCAGCAUACUCGACCAUGUCGGUGAAGGUGCCACUCAACUUGGUUUCGCACCCUCGCCGUGUCGCCAGUCUGUAUAAAAACGCCCUUCGAACUCUAGAAAGUUGGAUUUGGAUAAGACAUGUUUAUCGAUAUAACGCAGUUUUGCUGAGACAACGUUUUGAGAAGAACAAAGACAUAAAGGAUCUAAGAAUUGCAAAACAACUGGUUAUUGAUGGUGAGAAAGAACUAUUCGAGCACCAGCAUUGGCUUCCAAGGAAAUUUCCCAACUCUCCAGGAGGCGUAGCGUAUGAAAGAGAAGUUGUGCUACCUGAUUGGAUCGUUGACUACUGGCAUCCAUCUGAGAAAGCUAGGUACCCUCACUACUUUGCUCGCAGAGAACAGCGUAAGAAAGAAUUCAUCGAAUGGUACAACAAACAAUAUCCUGAUGUAAAAGAGAAUUCAUCUUCAGGCCACUAAAAAUUUGGUGACAAUAAGUCGUCCGUAUGAAUCAUAGAUUGAAGAUAGUUGGUUGUAAAAUAUGAAAAUGUCAUGUAUCAAAUAUUAAAUGAAUACAAUUCUUGUUACUCA